AUGAACCAUUGGUUGGCGUUCUUAAACAAGCCUGAAUCCUUAAAGGAGAAGAAUUUUGAUUGUGAUCAACAGGAAGAGAUGAGAGAUGCUGUUAGUAAUACGUCAAUGAAAUCGCCUGAAAAAAAACCUUUUCGAGGACGGCGUUCACAAGCAUGGAUAGAAUCAGAAGCAUCAGCAUCAACAACUACUGGAAAAUUUAAUACUCAGGACAAUGUAUCUUCUGAUAUCGUAUCAAAAAUGUCAAGUAAGCGUUUUGGAAAAAAUCGUUCUGAGAGUUGGGCGAGCUCAAAGGCUUCCUCACCUUCCGGUAAUGUAAGUACGUUGGAAAAACCUAUCGAAGGUAAUGUUGUAAUAUCUCCAAAUAAGUUUUUACAAAGAGGUAGUUUACCAACCGUAGGAAUAGGUUCACAGGCCCUAUCACCUGCCGGAAAGCCAAGUACACUAGGAAAUGUGAGUCCCAAUAAGUUUACUACAUACAAGGCACACAACAAUAUAGAAGUGAGUAAAUUCUCUUCUACACCCACAAAACUACCUACCAAUGUCCGUGAACCCUGUGGGAUACCUAAAGGUGAGCAAUAUGUUCUUAACAGUGAAAACAUGGACGCAAACAUAGAAGUGGUGCAUCUAGAAAACGUUUUUUGUUCAUCAAGAACAUCAGAAGAGGAACGGUCCGAGUACAUAAAAUUGAGAGAAAUAAGACUAUCUUCGUCCUCCAAUGAAGGAAGUAGUAUGUCUAGAGGAAGCAAUUUCCCAAACAUGUCGGGAGAAGUUCAGCUGCAAAAUAAAGAGAUUACAGCUUUAAGAGAAAGGGUUAAUAGAAACGAUGAUAAUAUUAAAGAAUUAGAGGAACUUAGGAGGUUGAAUAACACUAAAAUUCAAAAAAUUGAAUACUUACAAAAAUCAUUACAUGACGAGAGAAAAGCUGCGUCUAAAAGGCUUAGGAUUGCCCAAGAUCGGUUUCGUAAAGAAAUCACAAAAAUUAGAGAAGAAGAACUUUCAAAGCUUCAAAACAAAAAUACUAGCAAUGAGGAGAGACAUGAAGUAGAAGAAGAGAAGACUAAGCGCAAAGCUUUUUCUCAAAGAAAUAUUCUAGUGUCAGAACUCUAUAGAAAGCAAAAACAAAAUUUGAAUUUGCAGCAAGAGAACGAUAUUUUUUCAAAAGACAUUGAAGAAUCGAAAAAUUCUAUAGCAAAGCUUCAAUCAGAAGUUGAAAUGUUGAAAAGUAAACUACAACUCUCUCAGGAUGAAAAUAUAAAGUUGAAAGAUAAUAGUUCAUUUUACGAGAAAAGAUUAAAUGACGUUUACAGCUAUAUGCAAAACCUUCCUCUUUUUGAAAAAGAUUUUGGUAAGUUUAUAUUAGAGGAAAUGAAGCAUGGCCAUGCUCCUUCAACGUUUCAAAGCCGUUUCACCAAGCUUUAUCCGGAUUUCAAAGAUGCUAAGCAUUUUGAGAAUAUGGAGCAAUACAAACAGCUAAAAGGAACGAUACAAGUCCUAGAAAGGAAUGAUCGUAUACGUUUAGAGAAAAUUAAUUCUGUUUUUAAACUAAUAAGUGAAAGAUUACACUUUAUGCAGCAGCAGCAUAAUCAGAAAAUAAAAUAUCUUCAAAAAGAAGCGUCAACAAAAGAACAACAGUUCCGUUUGGAAAAAAAGAGAUGGCACGAUAUUUUGAAUCUCAAGAACGAAAACGCUCAAAAAAUAACAAGUGAACUGAAGGAAAAAUUAGCAUUGAGUGAAAAAAUCCAAAAAAAUGCUGAAGAUAAGUUGAAUGAUUAUAUGCAUGAACACCAGGAAAUCAUUGAGAAGCUUCAAAGUCAAUCUCUAAUCAUUGAAGAAUUGAAUAAUCAAAUUGAAGAUUCUAAUAUCAGACACAAGAGAAUAACUGACGAGCUAUUUGGGAAAAAAAAUGAAGUACUCAAACUUGAAGAAACAGUCAGAUCACUCAAAGAAGAUAUACUUCAGGAAAAGCUAAAUUUGGAAAAAUUAUACGGUGAUUCUUACACCGAACUUAAUUUCGAAACCGUGGGUAAAUCUUUUCCGCAUAUAACAAAGGAAAAAUAUGACUCUUUGUGUCUCGAUAUUCUGGCAGAUCUCUCCUAUGUGCAAUCGCAAAAUCUAAUUAAAAAUUUACUAAUUGUACUGGAUAUCCCAGUGAAGACCUUCUUAAAAAUUGUACCAACGAUUGUCAUUCAACUAAGAUGUGAACUUGUACUUCUCACGAAAUUUGCCAAUGAUUUAAACCUGAAAGUUUUUGGUAAACAGUUAGAUUUCAAAAAUAGAAGGAAGGUUGCAAUGAACGAGUUUUUAAACAAUCACGAUAUCGCUGAAGUAAAGCAUCCUCUUGAAUAUGAUUUGCAAGCGUUGUUUAAGUAUUUUUUUUCUUAG
This is a messenger RNA of Saccharomyces mikatae IFO 1815, 2382 nucleotides long. RefSeq names its product Ady3p (gene ADY3). The record is from RefSeq and is a predicted model, not a curated record. NCBI's taxonomy places the organism in Eukaryota, Fungi, Ascomycota, Saccharomycetes, Saccharomycetales, Saccharomycetaceae. The coding region runs from base 1 to 2382 and encodes 793 amino acids. The transcript has a single exon.